This is a messenger RNA of Penicillium alfredii, 1062 nucleotides long. RefSeq lists its product as uncharacterized. The transcript has 2 exons. The record is from RefSeq and is a predicted model, not a curated record. Lineage: Eukaryota; Fungi; Ascomycota; Eurotiomycetes; Eurotiales; Aspergillaceae. Bases 1 to 1062 code for a protein of 353 amino acids.
AUGUCUUACCGCGAAAACAACUACGGCAGCUCCGAAUACGGUGGCUCCGGCCGCUCGGACGGCUACGGUGGCCAAGGCCUGGGUGGUUAUGGCGGUGGCUCUUCUGGUCGCUCGGAGGGAUACGGUGGUGGUGAUAGCUACGGUCAGAACCAGGGCGGCUAUGGUGGUGGUUCGUCUGGUGGCUACGGCGGUGGAGAUAGCUAUGUUCGUCAGGAAAGCCAUGGCAGCCACGGCCGCUCUGAGGGAUACGGCGGUGGAGACAGCUAUGGUAGUGGCAGUCAGGGCGGCUAUGGCGGUGGCUCUUCUGGUCGUUCAGAGGGCUACGGUGGUGGUUCUUCUGGUGGAGACAGCUACAGCCGUCAAGAGAGUCACAGUGGCCACGGUGGCCACGGUAGCCACGGCCGCUCUGAAGGAUACAGUGGUGGCGGAGACAGUUAUGGCAGCGGUAGCCAGGGCGGCUACGGCGGCCAAGAUAGCUACGGCUCGAGCCAUGGCGGUGGCGGCGGCAGCUCAUCCUCCUACUACAACAAGCACGACGACGACGACGACUUCAGCAGCGCCGCCCAGCAUGCCCAGUCACACCACGGCGGCGAAGAUGGCUCGCUCUUCAACUCGGCGCUAUCGUUCCUGAAGGACCGCAAGAGCCAGUACUCCGACCCGUCGCGCUACGAGGUCGACGAGAAGCACGCCAUCGACUCGCACCAGUCGCUCUAUGGAGGCGGCAGUGGUGGUGGUGAUGGUGGAGACUCGGAGCGCAAGCACGACUCCAACAGCGUGGGCGCAGGUGCUGCCAUGCAGGCGCUGAAGAUGUUUACGUCGGGGGACAAGAAGGACGGCGGUAUGGAUAAGAAUAAGUUGAUUGGGCUGGCUAUGUCGCAGGCUGGGAAGUUGUGGGAGGAGAAGCAGAGCUCUGGUGGCCAUGUGUCCGGUGACAAGCAGUCUGCCGUCAACUCGGCUGCUGAGACUGCGCUCAAGAUGUACAUGAAGAGCCAGGGCAGCGGCUCGACCGGUACCGGGGGUCCCGGUGGACUGAUGGGGCUGGCGAGCAAGUUCCUGAAAUGA